CCCAAUUUCUGGAGUUCUCUCCUUAGAUAAAAUGAGUUACCUAUAAAUGAUAAUAUACCCAACAAUGUGUAAUCACAGCUGCCAGUUCUUCAGCUGGUGUUGGUCUUCAUUAAAUUAUUAAAAUUAUUAUUAUUAUUAUUAGAUUUGAAAUCUUACAUUUUCUUGCUAGCUCCCCCCCCCCGUUUCUGUUAACUUCAGGUCUAGGAUGAAAAAAGUGCGUUUCUAGGACCAAAGUCUCGUCGUCGUUCUCCAGGAAUAUUUUGAGUUCAUCAACAAUCGCUGGAAGGAUUUUCUACAAGUUGGAGGUCGGGGGCAGCAUGCAAUUAUUUGCAUUCGACUGGGCUGAUUGGGUAAGCCGGAGUUCAAAGCCCCACCCAGUGCAAAGCUGACCACUAACCAAGUCUCCAGGUCACAUUCCUAUGCGGAGCCUAACGAAUCGUGCGAAGCAAAGCAAUCGCCGCCCCGCAGCUCUGGGUUCGGUCUCGCCGUUCCCGAGCUAGUCAAGGCUGGCGCAGGCUGCUGAUUGGAUGGAAGCGGCGGUAUCGCCCCACCCAGGGAAAGGCUCGUCGCUCUGACCCGCCCCGCCGGCUUUGGCAGCUUCUGCUCGUGGAGCAUGUUGGUGGCUCUCCGGGAGGCGAGCUCCGUACUGGACGGCGCCCUGCCUUGAAGGAAGCGCGAGAGGAUCCCUGCGGUCAGCACCAAGACAUAACAUGCUGUUAAAAUCUGCUAUAAGGAUUUAAUCACUACUAAAAUGGCUCAAAAUGCCACAAGUUUUACAGAAAAUUCUUUUUGACUAUUAAGUCUUUUCCAUUGUGUGGUCAAUAACACAUAUUAAUAAUAUUUUUUUUAAAAUGUCAGAACUCAACUCCACAUCGGGAUUAAUAGCAAAUAUUGAAAACGGAACUUUUUUGGAGCUAUACCCCACCUCUCUCUCAACAUCCAUGGACUUACCUUCCAAUCGCAUGUCAAACGUCUAUGUUUAUGUUUCAAUCUUCCUUAGCCUCUUGGCAUUCCUUCUUUUGCUGUUAAUUAUUGCACUUCAGAGAUUGAAAAAUAUCAUCUCGAGCUCCUCCUAUCCAGAAUACACCAGUGAUGCUGGGAGUUCCUUUACAAAUUUAGAAGUCUGUAGCAUUUCUUCCCAGAGAUCAGCUUUUUCAAACCUUUCAUCAUGAGAAGCCAAGGAAGGAAAUCUAUUGUGCGUGGAAUAGUCUCAGUCCAGAUUAUGAGUGUGGUUGGAAGACUAAGGCAUGCAAGAUUAGAACUGUUAGUCAGAGAAGAGACGAUUUCUGAACUUUCCCAUUUGAGAUCACAUAUAGAGCUCUGCCUCUAGUAGUCUUGGAAUUUUGUAGUGUUUUUCCCAGCCGCUUCUGAAGAUAAUGAAAAGUACAUUCUUUCUCAAAUCAAUCUGCUCCUUAGUGAUUAUAAGGAGACAUCUGUGUUAUUUUCUCAAUAACAUUAGAAAAACUAUUUGCCUUUGACUUGUUCCAAGAUUUUUUUUCAACUUCCUAGUCCAGCUUAUAAUUUUGAGAUCUUUGGUGGUCUCCCAUCAAAGUACUAACCAAUGCUACCAAUGAUUCAAUGCUACUUAGGAUUUCAAGAUUACCCAAAUUUUACAGGGUGCUACCACAGGCUAUGCUCUAAAGGAGAUACAACUAUUUAAAUUGUAUGUAGGAAUAUCUGGCUUCCUGCUUCUGAUUUCUGAUCUCAAAGCUCAAGGAUGUUUACUUGUAUUCCAUAGCAAGACCAUUCUGCAAUACAAAUAAGACAAUUUUCCUGUAAAUGUGAAACAAAGAAAGCAAGCUACUAUAAAAUCUAGUUAAUAAUCAUGUUUCUGUAAUUUUUCCUACACUGCCUGAUCUUUAUAUUUUAGUGGAACAACUAUAAUUAAUAUAUGUACUAAUUACUUCAGACUUACUUUGUUGGAUUUGUAGAAUUACAUACUUUUCUAAAUUAUGCAUCCCAAUAUAAUAUCCCUUUCAAUAUGUUCUGUGAUGAUCAACACUCACUGACCUAUUUAAUUUUAUUUUCAAAAAAGAAAGAAAGAAAAAAGAAUGGAAAGGAAGGAAAGCUAACCUAAUGUGAAACUGGUAUUUCCAACAAUAUCUCAGACAAUGAUCUCUGCAGGAAGAGAUGUUAAAAAAAAAGUCAUCAUGAUGGCUAUAACCAUGUCAGUACAGAUAGUCCUUGACUUAGACCACAACAGGGACCAGAAUUUGUUGCUAUGCAAGAGUCACUCUUGAUUUUAUGAUCUUUUUGUCAAUUGUUAAUUGAAUCACUGCAGUUUUAAGUAAAACAUGUGGUCAUUAAGUGUAUCCAGCUUCCCCCAUUGACUUUGCUUGUGGGAAGCUGACUGGGAAGGGUGUAAAUAGCUAUCCUGAGAUGCUGCAACUAUCAAAUGUUUGCUAGUUGCCAAAUUUCCAAAUUCUGAUCACGUGCCUGUGGGGAUGCUACUUGGAUGACCAAGUGAGAGGAUUGGUCAUAAGUCACUUCAAUUUCCAGAAUUCUCAGCAAAGAUUAUGCUGGCUUGGGGAAUUAUGGGAACUGAAAUCUACAGGUCUGGAGGGCACCCAGGUUGGAAAUGCUGAACUAGAGUGUAUCGUAAGCAUAGGUGUUCUUGGUUGGGUUCAAAAGUAGCCAUAUCACAACACUCCCUUCCCAUGAUUUAAGUACUUGCACUCAGUGCUGAUGUAUAUGUAUAUAAGGCCAAGGUUUGCAUCUUCUUUUUUAAUUAAAGUUUGUAUUGGAUGCCUAUGAUCCUAAGGUGAGUGACAAGGAUAGUAAGGAAGUCCAGGAGGAGCAAUUGAAAAAUCUGGGUAUACUUGCUUGGAGAAAAUAAGAAGAAAGAAGCCUGAAAGUUCCUGUAAAUAUCCUCAUGUGAAGGACUGCCACAUAAAAAAAAAAAAAAGGAAAAUCACUGUUCUUUGUUGCUUCAGCAAGCAGAGUAGGAGUUAGGUUGCUUCAGUGAGCAAGAUGUAACCUGCAGAGAAGUAGACUUUGCUGAACAUUCAGAAAAGCUACCUAAUAAAAAGAGCAAAGCUGAUUUCUUAUACCGAGACAUUUAAGCAUAGAUUGGACUAAUUGGAACAUCAACCCCCCCCCCUCCCUCCGAGAUCAGACUUGACCCAGCCCUGCUGGCCUUUUGCAAGACAUUAAAAAUCUGGUUUUGCCAUCAAGCCUGGGGCUCUAAUAGUACAGAUGAGCCCAUUUUGUGGUUAUUUGGAGUGUGGGAUGUUAUGACUGUUCUCUGCUGCUACUUUAUGCUAUUUAUGUUGCUUAGGGCUUUAAUUAUUUUAUUGUUUUUUAUUCUGUUUUAAUUGUUAGUUUUUCAGUCAUUUAUAUGACAUGGUCAGUCAUAUAAAUUAAAGAAAUAAAUUUAGAAAUUCAUUUGGAAUCUUGCAAUUGAGAUGAAAAUCCUAGUGAAGAUGCUUCAAAGUUUUAAAAAUUAUUUUUAUAUCUUAAUCUAUAUCCUACUUUCAUAUAUUGCUAUAAGCUAGCACUGUACAAAUGACAUUGGGAUAUUCCAUUAGAGAUUUUAUGUAUUAAAAAUGAAUGUAUUAAUUCCAAUCUCUUCAAUAUUCCAACUGAAAUUUUAUGUAUUAAAAUAAACAAUGUGUUAAUGAAUGCCAUUGUUUUUGUUUUCAAUUUCAUGAACUGAAAAUACUUUCUUGGUCAAAAAUGAAACAGCCAGUACCACUUGUGAGGAGGAAAAUUAUAAAGAAAGUUAAACAAUGAAAAGAACAAUACUGGCAGCAUUUAAAAGUAAAAUUGAAUUUGUUAUAAUUUGUUCCCUACUCCUUGUGAGAAAAAUUCAAAAACAGCAGAGGAUUGCUUAAUUGUUUACAAGAAAACAAAAAAGAAGAAUAAUUGCAAACAUUUAAAUCUUUAUGGCUAAAGACCUACGGUAGGUAUCUUCAGGAUAACUUUCCUUAAAUUGUUCCUGCAGUCAAAUCAAAGAAUGUUGUUAGCAGAAACCUCAGAAAUCAGUGUUUUUAAUCAGUGCCCUCUUUCUUUGGAACUUUGUCCCCUGAGAGUUGUAUGAUCCUAGCUCUUACAUACAUUCCCCUCUGUGGUUUAUGGUAUUUAUGUUUAACUGAAUUCUGUUGUCCUUGGUGAAGAAGUGGAAUUUUAACUGUUAUGUACAUUUUUAACCUUGCUAUAAGGAUGGGAUAUGCAAGCAUUUGAAAUGGGAGCAAUUGGAAAGGUAUAUAAACCUAUAAAAUAAAAUAAUUGACCAUAAGAAAAACCUUCCUA
Crotalus tigris (Tiger rattlesnake) is the source of this 4251-nucleotide messenger RNA. RefSeq names its product serine rich and transmembrane domain containing 1 (gene SERTM1). Bases 852 to 1172 code for a protein of 106 amino acids. Lineage: Eukaryota; Metazoa; Chordata; Lepidosauria; Squamata; Viperidae. The transcript is spliced from 2 exons. The record is from RefSeq and is a predicted model, not a curated record. Gene Ontology annotation, cellular component: intracellular membrane-bounded organelle.